AUUCAUAGACUGGUUUUGCGCCUAUUGACGGUAGAAUCUUCUGACCAGUUUUGUUAGGAGUCGCGAUACUUGCUCUAAACAUUAAAACGCAUCGCUUGCGGUAGGUUACGUUUUUUGGAAACAUAAGAAACGCAUCUUUCAUAUCAGCGAGGAAUAAUUUUCAAAAAACGAAUGGUUAAAUUACUACACACCUUUAUUGUGUUAGUGUUCCCACACCGCCAACAUCGCUUGUUUACUGAAGACAGAUGGAAGACAUUGGCAGCUAUUUUGCGAGCAACGAACAUCUGUGUAAGCGUAACAUGGGAGGAUGUCUAGCUUGUGGAUCUGUGCAAAACUGCGACAAAACAAAAUGAAUGUUGGUGUAGCCCACAGUGAGGUGAACCCAAACACUCGGGUCAUGAACAGUCGAGGGAUCUGGCUGACCUAUGCCCUCGGUGUUGGAAUGCUUCACAUUGUGCUCUUGAGCAUACCCUUCUUCGGUGUACCUGUGGUGUGGACUCUCACAAAUGUUAUACACAAUUUUGGGAUGUAUGUCUUCAUGCAUGCAGUGAAAGGCACUCCGUUUGAGACCCCAGACCAAGGCAAAGCCCGGCUCCUGACACAUUGGGAACAGUUGGACUACGGCGUGCAGUUCACAUCAUCCAGAAAAUUCUUCACUAUCUCCCCAAUCAUUUUAUAUUUUCUUGCAAGCUUCUACACAAAGUACGACACAACACACUUUGUCAUAAACACUGCGUCCCUUUUGAGCGUGCUGAUCCCCAAAUUGCCACAACUACAUGGAGUCCGAAUCUUUGGCAUCAACAAGUAUUAAUCUGAGUGUUAAGAGGGUCAGUGGUGUGUGACCAACUCUCAAAGGAGCUCUUGCAUCAUAGCAAGAUGAAUAGUUAACCCUAUGUGCUCUGUACCACUGGAGUGUGUACUAAGCAGUUUUGUACAGUACGUGCAAUUAUCACUCAUUGUUUAGAUGCGUCAGGUUAAACUGUAGUGGGAGAAUGAGAGAGAAUACCAUGUGCAUUACUAACUUAAGUAAAUAUUUAAUGUUGUAUUUUUUUGAUCUGCAUAGACCUGGGCUGGCCCAGUGUUCAAACGUGGGCCUUUUUUUGUUCUCUUCUGUUUUUUUGUUAUUUGCCCUCACUUCACACAGUGACAUGGACUGCAUUCCUUGUCACAAUGUAUUUUUCUGUUCUUAACCGGAAGCCUUAAAAAUACCAGAUGUAUUUUCAAAGAUGAUUUCUUCAUAAAGGUAGGGGCCUAUGGUUCAUUGUUUGACACACACUUAAGAUUGACACCCUUCUAAAAAUGAUUACUGGAUAAAAACUGGGGCCUUAGAACCGUUGAGUAAAUUUUACACUAAAUCUGCAUGCGCCAUUUCUGAAGUUUGUGCACGCACAAAUAUUGAGAUUUAUAUACCUUGCACGUGCCAAUCAUAUGCAUGUUUCCCCUUAGAAAUCAGAACUGUCGUAGAACUGCGUGCGUGAACAAGCAUUAUAACUUCGCCUGAAAAACGCCCCAUCGUUCACCUUUUAUGGUGACAAUAGCGCCCUUACUUUGGAAGUAUUGGAAUUAGGCCAAGACCAUAUCUGGAAAUGGCGAACGUGAUCAAAUGUUUUUGGAGGUGUUGGCAGACUGUUUUCUUUUGCAGUGACAGUUGCGGUAGCCUAUCUGACCGUUUCUGGAAGACAAACAUUUGCUAAUUGUCGUGGACCUGUAAACAGAUUUGAAUUAAUUCAAUCAUGUUUGGCAUUUUACUUUUUACUUUUUCCCCUAAUCUAAAUAUGGUGCACUGCCCCCUUGUUCUGAAACUGACUCCUUGAAAUAGAAAUAAGCUAGUAGGCCUAAUUAGUGGUAGCUGAGACGCACUUCAAUGCAAAAUAUCAACUUGUCUGCUCACCUGUUUAAAUUCAGCUGUAUGUUAUAAACCACGCUCCCUUUCAGAUGAAUAGAGCAAAAAACUUUAAUUCUACUCACCUAUAUUAAUAGCCUAUAUUAAUAGGCCCAAUGAAAUGAGAUGCGCGUUGGUCAUUUGUUGUAUGGCUGCUUCAGGAAAAUGAACUCAUGGCCAGAAAAGGUGAGAAAUUUAAUUUGCAAUAGUUGUCUAUAAAUGCAAUGUUUGUCUCGGAAUUUGACAUUACAGUGUUCAGACGUGUGUCUCACAAAUGUCAACGGGAAGAGGUGAACCCUCUGCUCUUCCGUUAACCUGCACUUAAGAGCAGAUCACAGAGCAAAAUACUUAAAGUAGCUUAUCUAUUUACUACUGUGAAGUGGGUCCAAUUAAAUGAGAGAUGGGAUGAAUGGUAGCCUAUCCUAACUUGUAUGAAACCAUCAGUCAGAAAGGGUGAGGAAUUUAUUCUACAAUGGUCAUGUAAUUGAGGUAAAGAAUAAAUCUAUUUCUAUAAUUAUUUUAGAUCAAAUAAAGGGAUUUUUGCUCUUCUCACUAAUGGUAAAUGAUUGCAUCUUAUUAUAUUUAGCUAGGCCUACCUGUUUUUUUUGUGUGUUUAAAAAAACAACCUUUUUUAUAAGAAUGUCAUUAUGUAUUCCUGCACAAGGCCACUACUAGGCUACUUCUGCCUUCUUACAAUGCAAUACUGAAACCACUAGCAUUUGGUUUUCAAUGAGUUCCAGAGGGCUACACUGAAAAUGUUAUAUUGAUCCUUGCCAUCAAAAUUAGCACACAAAAAAGUCCUAUAUUCAGUUUUUGGAAUUUUCAAUGCUCCCUGACUGUCUUGUGAUUUAUUAGUGAGAUGAACAGUCAAGAAACUAUGACUGUAGGUCCAUUGACUGCACAGUGAUUAGUGAGCUGGACAGUCAAACUAUAUAAAUAUAGGUUAAUUUUAAAGUAUAUUGAGUUGUUUUUACUGGGACCACCUUUGUGAGCUGUAUGUUUGACACCCCUGGUCUAAGGUUUGCGGGAGGAUAAGCACAUCAAGUUACAUUUUUAUUAAUGCCAACUUGUGUGAAUACUGGCACAUGCAUGUUUUGGGCAUAUUUUGUGUGUAUGUGACACUUGAGGCCCCUGAACAAUAUGAAAUACUAAUUUAGCAUGAUUUCCUUUGUAUAUUAAUAAUUUAUCCUUGUUACUCAAUCAUAUAGGGCAGGCAUUUUUGCAGUGUAUAUAGCUUGUCUGUAUAGGUUCAUGUCUUAUGUGAAGAUCAGAUGAUUUGUCAUAAGAUGUUAAGUGUUGUCAGAUAAUUGUUUACUGAGACAGGUCUAUGGUAUGGCUAUGUACCUACACAUGACUGCCAAAAUAAAAUAAACACUUGAGUAAAUGA
Molecule: messenger RNA, 3269 nt
Organism: Oncorhynchus kisutch (coho salmon)
Lineage: Eukaryota; Metazoa; Chordata; Actinopteri; Salmoniformes; Salmonidae
Product: ORM1-like protein 1
Exons: 4
Coding region: 308-811 (167 amino acids)
Cellular component (GO): endoplasmic reticulum membrane
Source: RefSeq, a predicted model, not a curated record